AUGAAGAUUGAUCCCGAAAGGGAGCUCCGUGUCGGCCUCCACCGGGCCCAGCACGGAUCUCUUCAAAGCAUUCCUGCGGGGGGCCAGCUCAAGCAGGAGUCUGCAAGCGCAUUGCUCCAGGGGAUGAUUUGGACUACGUUUGUGGAUCCAGCCGACUCUGAAGUCAACUUUCACCGCAGUGCACUUUUUGCGAAGUUGCUACUACAGCCCGCCAGCGCUGACAUCGACUGCUCGUGCUGUGCAGCGCGACUUUUUUCCUCCAAGGCACUUCAGGUGGUUGAUUCCCCGAUGCCUUUGCUUGAGGAGUGCCCUCCAGGCUCACUGUUGAUCCGGGCAAAAUUUGCCUCGCUCUGUGGGUCUGAUAUUCCAUACUUCCGAGACAUGGCCUCCCGGGCGCCCAGCUGCUACUGGGACCGGGACGGCUUCUGCGGGCACGAGGUGGUCGGUGAGGUCCUGGAGUCCAGCACCGAAAGGUUUGCCAAAGGAGACUCUGUCCUCUCCUUGCCAUCCUCCUAUUUCAAGGCCCAUGUUGCAACACAACAAGAGUGGUACAAGGAAGAAGUGCACAGUGUGCUUCUCCAGAACUUCCCGGUGCGAGGGGGCUUCAGCGAGAUUUUCACCAGCCAUGAACUUUGCACCUACAAGAUCAAGGAGUGCGUGCCGCGCAUGCUGGCAGCCCAGGCUUUGGGAACCCUCCUCCGCAUGUUCAGGAGACUGGGCUCUUUCUUUGGCAAGACUGUUGCAAUCCUUGGGCAAGGCCAAAAUGGCCUGAUGGCGACGCGCUUGGUUGCGCAGCUCUGCGCAAGAAAUAUCUUUGCUGUCGAGCCCUUGGCCUUCAGAAGGCGCCUGGCAGAAGAGUUCGGUGCGACCAAAGCUGUUGCGCCGGAGGACGCAGCUGCAGCCGUUGCUGCAGCCACAGGCGGUCGGGGGGCAGAUGUAGUGCUCGAGAUGGUUGGCCACAAUCAGGCGACUAUCAACGAUGCACUGGAGCUGGUUGCAAAGUGCGGCACCGUGGUUGCAUUCGGGGUGCCAGAUGAUGCCGUUUAUGGCACAUUUCAGUUUGCCAAGUUUUUCCGGAAGAACGUGACGCUCAUGUCCUCUGUGAUACCAGACCCAGGCGUGGAUUUCCCUCAAGCAGUGGAUUUGAUCGAGCGAGGCAGCUUUAGCACCGAAGGCGACGGCCUUACUGCUGAGAAGCCACGGCUUGGUCAAGUUCGGGUAGGUUCACAGGAGCUGGUUGGAAUGGGCUGCCGUUCAGAGGCGGUUCGUUUCGGAGCUGUCUGA
Molecule: messenger RNA, 1284 nt
Organism: Symbiodinium pilosum
Lineage: Eukaryota; Dinophyceae; Suessiales; Symbiodiniaceae
Source: the annotation of a GenBank genome assembly